CAGAUGCUCCACUUGGCAGGAGGGACGAAGUAGUUAAAAUGAUUACUAGCUAGGGGUUGGAACCCCAGGCUCUGGGCAUAUAUAAGAGAGUGCCGCCAGCGCAGAGCGGCUGUUGCUGCUGUUGCUGCUGCUGUUGCUGCUGUUGAAGCCACUACCAGGACACACCAGCUCAGUCCCUUAGAACACAGAGACCUGAGAAGGAAGGGAAGGCAGCUGCUUAGGUUUGCGUUAGAACUCCCGUUUCACCUUUCCAACAGAUACAGACAGAGGAACUCAUAACACUGUCCCCUGCUCCCAGACACGCCCACGGUGUCCUGCACUCCAGCCCAGUGCGGCACGGGGCAGCCUGGCAGAAGGUCCUCCCUAAAGGCGAUGCUUACAGGCAUCCUAGCUGCUGCGCUGGGAAGGAGGGAGUAGGACCCAGCAGGAAAGCAAGGAAGCUGCUGGUGAGAGCCACCGGCGGUGGCCGCGCUGCGGGAAGACCUCGUCUUUCCUUCACUGGACACCUGCUGCAGAAGGCUCGCCAGGAUGAUCCGCAUCGCCUCACUCUUGCUGGGAGCUGCGCUGCUCUGUGCCCAGGGAGCCUUUGCCCGAAGGGUGGUCAGUGGUCAAAAGGUGUGUUUUGCUGAUGUGAAACAUCCCUGCUACAAAAUGGCGUACUUCCAUGAACUGUCUAGCCGGGUGAGCUUCCAGGAAGCAAGGCUGGCUUGUGAAAGUGAAGGGGGUGUCCUCCUGAGUCUUGAGAAUGAAGCUGAACAGAAGUUAAUAGAGAGCAUGCUUCAGAACCUGACAAAACCCGGAACAGGUAUUUCAGAUGGUGACUUCUGGAUAGGACUUUUGAGAAGCGGAGAUGGCCAAACAUCGGGUGCCUGCCCAGAUCUCUACCAGUGGUCUGAUGGAAGCAGCUCCCAGUUCCGAAACUGGUACACUGAUGAACCUUCUUGUGGGAGUGAAAAAUGUGUAGUCAUGUACCACCAACCAACUGCCAAUCCUGGCCUAGGAGGUCCCUACCUUUACCAGUGGAAUGACGACAGGUGCAACAUGAAGCACAAUUACAUCUGCAAGUAUGAACCAGAGAUUCAUCCAACAGAGCCCGCUGAAAAGCCGUAUCUUACAAACCAACCUGAAGAGACCCAUGAAAAUGUGGUUGUUACUGAAGCAGGCAUAAUUCCCAAUCUAAUCUAUGUUAUUAUACCAACGAUUCCGCUGCUCUUACUGAUACUGGUUGCUUUGGGAACCUGCUGUUUCCAGAUGUUGCAUAAAAGGAAAGCAAGGAGACACUUCAUCAAAGACUCCACUCCAUUAUCAUCUGAGUGCCUUGCAGAAAGUUUAAAUUCCAAUCUGGUACACAUGGCGGGUUCUCUCAUUCCAUACCAUUUCCAAAAUAACUCUCCUUCCCUUAACUAGUAGAACAUUUUUUAGUGAAUGAUUAAGCACAAUUGAGGCCACAUGGAUAUCUUAACUACUUUUCUUACCAUUUAAAAUCCCUUCCUCUUCAUAAACUUUGCCUGACUUACUUUCUCUUCAUGCUGGAUAUACCUGGUAACAUUAUGUUGAUCUUAUUGAUUAGAAGGAAUAUCCAUAGAAUGUGUAAUUUGGAAUUUUAUUUAUCACCACAACACUCAAAUUGAUAUGAAGCAAGUGUUUUUGCAUCAUAAUGCUCAAGGCUUUAGAAGUAGAUCUUUUUGUCUUUAAAGAGUUCUGCAAAUCGACAGGAUGGUGGAAUGUUGCAAAGGUGUAUCUGUGAGUGGGGGCCAAAAGCUAUUAGGGGUUGAACUGUGGGAACCUUGGGCCCACAUAAGGACUAAACAUAGGGGGCUGUGGAUAGACCAAGUGAAAGAUUAUUUCCAGGAAACGAAGGCAAAGAAAUGCAGAUCUUGACAUUUGAUCUUGGGGAUACUUACAGGCACUUUUACCGUAGCCAGAACAAUGACUACUAUGGGAAAGAACAAACUGAAUCCCAGGCACAAUCCCAUAAGGGCCUAGGUCUCGUUCUAGGGAAUGGAACUUACAUGUCAGACCUAUCUUGGAGGAAGAACUCACAAGCCCCCGAGUCCGUGAAUGUGCAUCUGCCUUGGACAUACAUUGAUUCGAGAGAGAGGCACAAUGAACCUUUCAGUACACAAAGGACUUAAAUCCAGUUUAGGAAGACUAAAGGAAAAAAAAAAACAAUAGAUGGUUACUUGCACCUAGGACUGGAGCAUGUGUUUGGGAACGAUUGGACACUAAUUGUAUCAACAAUUAUAUCAGAGUGCCCAUAAAGCGAGAUUCAGAAACCUGGCCAAAGAAAACAAGGUUUAUUGGGGGAGGGGGGAAUGGGAGGUUUUAGUACUCUGCUGGGCACUGUUGCACAUGCGUGUUUGAGCUCUAUGGUUAGUGAAAAGAUACAAAUAUGCAAAUAUGCUUGUCUGUUCUCAACACUUAUAAGAACUGUUUGCCAUUUUUACAUCUUGGAAUAAUCUAGACUUUUUUUUUGUAGGAAUGGAAAGUAUUCUCAGGAGGGAAGAAGAACUCAUAAUAUCUGUCUGACUGUCUCCAUUUGGACCGAGACACAUUUAGUUUGAUACGACUCAAGAACUGAAUUUAUUUCUUCUUAUGUUUUUUUUCCAGUAAAGGAAGAUCAAAAACUAGCCCGAAUCAGUCUACACUGUGGAUUUCAAAAAGCACGAGGAAGGAAAGUGGCAUGGAGGUAUAAUAAUGAACUGGCAUUGUUCUGGAAAAAUAAAAUAGUUUUGUAAUCGUUGAUCAAUGUAAGGAAUGGCAUCAUCACCUUGGAAUGGCUUGAAAUCUCAAAGGAUCUGCAAGAUGGACUGUAAGCUCCCCCUUGAGGCAAAUGUCAAAAUAAUUUUUAGAAGUUUAUAGUUUCACUUACAACAUAUGCUGAGUGAGACCUGGUUACUCUCCUAAAGGAUACACCUAAAUUUCAUGUAAAAGAAAUGGACCAUGCGGAUAUAAUUUCUGUGGACCAAUCUGGAAUACCUGUGUUGGGAGUAGUUACUCUUGCUCUCUUUCUUUUUUCAUCUUCAUAAAUUUUGAUCUAUGUCAUGUAAUAUAAAUUGUAUUUCAAUUUACGGUGUGCAGAAACAUUCUACCUUUGCAAAAGUGUUUGAUGAAAAUAGAGUGUUCUGAUAUUUAUAUUUAUGACAUUUGAUUUUUACAUAUAUAGUGUUUUCAUUAAAAACUGAAUUCACACAGACACAAAGAAAUCCUUGCAUAGGGAAAACAUUUCUUUGGUAGGAUAGUUCAUGUUUGUUCUGUUUCUUUGCUUUGGGUUCGAUAAAGUUUAGGAAGUAUCUUCAGAAAUAAGAAACUAUUUCAUUGACUGUGCUGUUAAUCUGCUGAAACACUUUACUUAGAGGCAAGAACUGUCUAACUUCAAUUGUGCAAGACACGUGCCUUACAAUUAUUCUUAAUUUAAAAUUAAACAGAUUUUUGUAAUAAAGUAUCUUUAAUAAUACUUGUAUAGACACCAAUAGAGUUAACCUUGAAAAAAAUGGCAUCUGCAGUACAAAUCACAGGUCUUCACAUGUUGCCUAUAGAAUUGCAAAUAGCUCCCCAGAGUGUCAGGAAUCAAUGUGGCUCCUCCCUUUCAAUCAAACAGAGUAACUAUUUGAAGGCUUUGGAGUCAGACAGUUGCUGUUUGGCUGAGGUUCUCCUAACUGAAUUUAGCCUGUAUAAUAUAUAAAGCUCAAUGGUUUCCAGCAGUGUGAUGCUAAGCAGAACACACUGAUAUUAAUGAUUAAAAGAAGAAGAAGAAGAAAAACAAAACUACAAAUCACAUCAUUUAAUGGGCCAGGGACUCGAGGUUGCUGAUGUUUGCUUAUCUUUGAUGAGUGUUGUUUGUGGUUGUGAACUGUGGCUUCCUUCUGUCUGAUGGAGUUUCCUCAACACGUAGCACUUGUUCUUCUCAAGAGAGUUGUAACUAUUUUGUCUUCAAAUGUCCCUGUGUCACUUUUAGCCAAAUAAAGAGUUCUUGUUUCUGAAGAAUGA
Mus musculus (house mouse) is the source of this 3990-nucleotide messenger RNA. It is a transcript of the gene Chodl, whose product is annotated as chondrolectin. The record is from RefSeq and is a predicted model, not a curated record. Gene Ontology annotation, cellular component: cytoplasm; membrane; perinuclear region of cytoplasm. The transcript has 6 exons. Bases 529 to 1407 code for a protein of 292 amino acids. Lineage: Eukaryota; Metazoa; Chordata; Mammalia; Rodentia; Muridae.